Messenger RNA from Spirometra erinaceieuropaei, 27004 nucleotides. Lineage: Eukaryota; Metazoa; Platyhelminthes; Cestoda; Diphyllobothriidea; Diphyllobothriidae. The record is from the annotation of a GenBank genome assembly.
AUGUCGUGUUGCAGAAGUGAAGAGUAUAAAGAGCAAAAUAGGAUAAACAAAGAAAUUGAAAAGCAAUUAAAGCGGGACAAGAAGGAUGCACGGAGGGAGCUUAAACUUCUUCUUCUUGGUAAGAGAUUGCACAUCAUGGCACCUCUUUUAUGAUUUAAUACUUGUAAGUCGUUUCUGUCAACAAUUCCCGCAUUUUUGGCCAAGAAUGUUCGUGCCGUAAUUCGUUGUAGUAGAUGGAGGAAGCUGUUUUCUUCGGCAAAUUACCCGGCUAGUCAGGACUUAAUUUAUAGAAAACUAACUACAUGAGUUUAUUCCCAAUCUAGACAUGAUGCUGGACAAAAACCUUGGAAAUAAUGCUCAGCGGUAGGAAAUCCGGUAGACUGGUGCAUGUAAGGCUUAUUUCGACAGAAUCUGUGCGAGCAUGGAACGUACUACCCAUGCAAAAGUUCAGAAUAGGAGGAGGUCCGCAAAGUGUAGUCAACAACGGUUAAGCUGUCAUCAGCUUGACCAUUCAGACUGUCCGAUGGGUGAUGUCCGAAAGGCUUAACUGACAAAAAACUGCAGAAAUAUAGGGCUAGUCGACGGUGGGCUUUGGAACAUGAGACGACGCAAGAACUGAACAGCCUUUUUUGCGGUUUAAAUAUACUCACUUAGGUGAGAUGCCGGGCUUAUAUUCCAUGGGUCGAUCAUGAUUGAGUGAGGAGCUACGCCCCCUUACCCAGGCAGCCCAUUCUAAGGAUUCACACCUCGCCCUGAAAAGCCUGUCUGGACACUGGUAUUCCCCCGUUACUUAAAUAUCCUGUCCGAAUGUUCUCAAAGACCGCGUAUAGAUAAGCAAAAUUAAAUAGUUUUUGCGCCCACGUGACGCCGCACUUUGCCGCCGGUUGUGGCAUGGUAAUUCAAAACUUAUUAAGCCGUUCCCCUGGUCAUAGGUUUCAAAUACAACGUGCAUGUGUAGUUGUCCGUUUCAACACUUAAGGCAGCGUCUCUGACGGGUUACGGAGAUCAUGCCGGGUUGCAGUAUCUGAAGUGCAUUUGCAAAAUUGCUUGCUCGAUGACGUUUCGCAUCAGGUUCUGGUAUUUCUACCUGGAACUCUGUGCGUGAUCCUACGACUGUGGAAUGUUAAAUGUGUGUGUAUCUGUGGUGUCCUGUUUAUGUUUGACAAUGACUCUGGUUGUUGCCCCAAAUCUAAAAGUGACCCGUAUAGUUCGAAAACCAUAUUCCCAGGAGCUUAAAUGCUCACCGUUCGGUACAGCCUCACAUGCAUGCUAUGUUGAAGUGGUGUGUGAAAAUGGUUUCCAAUAACAGAGAUGGUCAAGUAAUUCAUUUUACCUACACUACUGAAAGCUCCCUGUUGCUCUGGAGGAACGCCAAAUCAAGAACGAAUCUGGUUUAAGCCGGCGCACAUAAAAAGAUCGAUGAAUUCAUUCAUGAAGUUUUCAUUUGAAAAAAUGGUCUAAUGUCGUAACAACUGUCACCGUUGUUCAGGUCGUUCAGUUAUCCACCGAAGCAUCCGAGUCUCUAAGGAUUAUGCCGGCAUGAUGACAGCGCUCGGGCGUUUACGAAUCCUAUCUCCUCGGUAGUAUGAGCGCCGGGGUCGCGAUAGAUAAGAACGACGGAUGCACUAGCAACCGUUGGGAGCUUGUCUUCAGACAUGCCAAAAUUGCAGAUACUAGAGUGAAUAGAGAUACUGUCAAUCUCUAACACGUCGUACAUAUACCCGGCAGUCUCGCGUACGAAACCCAUCACCUUAUAAGGAAAAUAACUUCACGUCAGAACCAGAAAUAUCAGCUGGGCUAGAAUAUCCAGGAACUGAACCUUUGCCCAAAAUCCCUGAAAGUCGUUCGUAGCCCGUACGCUGCCAUUUUGUCCGAGUUCUUACCGUUUCGGCUCGAAUUUGAAUCUUACCCGUCUCCUCAAUCUACACUUGUUAGACCAUAGCUCUCGUGGUGUUAACGCGGUAAGAAAUGCGGAGCCUUAUCUGUGACAUGCUUUCACUUCAUUUAAAGUGAUGUCUCUGACACCAUCUCGUCGCACUGCUCUGGUUGAUCGGGUGGAAACCUCACUGCGUCGUGCCGUCAUAGGAGGAAACUUUUUAUAAUGAACUCCGGACUGCUGUCAGGUUUCUGAAUAUGUUUGCCCAUGCCGUUGCAAGACGUAGAAUGAGUGAACAUAGAUUUGUGAUUCAUAUACAAGGCUAUCCAUUUGUCACUACGCCGUAGGUAGUCGCCGCGAAGUUAGUGGAAAGCUCGUCAUUUUCGCUGCUAGGGAUUUCUUGAUUGCUCUAGUUAACUGCUUCUCAAUCCACUGGUAAUGGCGCUGAGAACCAAUUCGACUACAUGCCUGUCAGAACAUGUUGGCCCAAGCCACUGCUAGGUUUUCACACGGGAUGUCUGUGGCUACGGUCCAGACUAAAUGUCGAAAAGACGCGAUCUGCGGUAAGCUAUGGAAACCACCGCUGCAACAGUCUUUCAUCUGUCUCCACCAACUUCGUCUUCUCUGCGGCAUCUUCAGUAUCAGACAACUCCCUUGAACUCGAGCAUGCUCUCCAGAGUACUUCUUGGGCCUCGACCAUAAUGGGCGUCGCCGUGACCAUUUGAUCUCUUCUGAAACAAUCAGACUGUUAUCGCAAUGGCUGAUCACCUUUGCAGCCAUCGGAACUUCAUUGACCUCUGUCAUGUGACUCCAUCGAGCUCAGGAGUAGGACUGCCGGAGAUCUUUCAAGUAUCUACGGCACUGUACCAGACGUAGAAUACGAAUCGGUCUCAUCCAUUUGGCCUUACGAUCACGGCCAAUCAAGAUAGACCAAUAGUGCUAAUGUCGGACACGACACUGGUCGAAAAGCACUCUACCCAGCCUCUGAAUCUAGCCAGCUUGACCCCUCUGCCCUUCUUCACUUGGAAGACACUCCGCUGCCCAAGCUUAACUUUGACUACAAGCCACUGUCUACUGAACAGACGGCGAAACUAAAGGACGAAAUAUCUGACAAGGAACCCUCUCCCGAGUAAGUGUUGUUCAAGUAUUAGCUGAGUGGCUACAGGACCUUCGGUUCAAAUUUCAAAAGUAUAAACCUUUUCCACGGAAUAUAGCGACGCCGCCACUACGCCACCUUUCAAAGAAAUAACUACGAAAGUACUACCGCGUCAUAAGUCCUCUUGACGUCUGCACAGGUGUCUUAAUUCACCGCAACUGCCGUUUAUCCCUCAAUGAGCGGACACGGGAGAACUAGCCCGGGUUCCGACCUGGGCGAUCCCUCAAACACCACCAUUGGCACCAACAACCUUACUUCGUCUGUUUCUUAAAUUUUGCGUCCGCGUUUGACUGUCCAUCGAGAUUUCUUAUGGCGCGGCCAAUUUUGCCACACGUGUCUGGACUUUCCAGUUGAACUAUUAAGGAUGUUUGAAUGAAUGAAUGGAUGACGUGUAAAGGAAAAACCAACCAUCUCAUGGUAGACAAUUGGUCGUAGUCGAUUCUGUCAGUGUCCUUGCAUUAUCUCGCUCGUUGAACUGGUUCUUGAUCUUCAGAGGUUGUAAUCCUAAUGACCUUUUUCGUGCUCUCCUGUACCGUGCUUUUUCAAGCAGUGACUAGUAAACGUUUAAUUGGUCGUCCUGCUUACCGCGAACUGGUGUUCUUUAUAUUUGUUACUAGAAAAUGCAUCCAGUACAUUUAUCAACUCGAUUUUUACCGGUAAUCGCAUGACUUACUAAUAUUCUAUGAAGUUUAGGCCUAUUUAAACCUUCAUAUGGGCCUACGUCAAAUAAAGUCAAAGGCUGACUGGAAAGGAGCUAAAAAGCAAUCGAAGUUCCUGUACUCCACUUUGACGGAAAUCCCUAACUGUUUUACAGGACCUCUUGUGCACUUUGCUAGUUCAUUUUUGACUAUCAAUUUGGCCGGCAGUUUUUUCCGCCAAAACUUAAAACCGCUUCUAAAUCUGUUCCAAAAGAGUUUCGGAUUUCUCGUCUUUCCAUCUGAUUUGUUUUUCAAAGUUACCCAUCCUGAAUCUCUUACCCUGUCCUGCCUAGUGCUUUUUCUGAUCAUCUGGUAAAUAUUAUCGUACAUACGCAGCUAACCGUUCCUUGUAUAAAACCUCAGACACCGGGUGAGCUAACUCGGAGCCUUAAUCUCGGUGUUUCUUGAUCGUCUCGAUUGCUCUUAUAGUUGCGUUAACAGCACCCAAGUAUUCUGUCAUUUCAUCAAACAACUUGUUCGCACGUUCCUUGUCAAAUAUGCUUGUUUUGCGCGUGACCCGCAUUAGGCGGAGGUUGCGCGCCACGUCAACUACUCAGCUUAAUCUCAUCCCCAGACGACAUGGCUCAAACACGCAGCCACUACGAGGGCGGAGAGGAAGUUACGCUGUCCUCGUUUUCAUUCGCGCUUUAUCUACUCACAAGCAGUCGAACACGCCCUAAGGUGUCACAGACAGUUGUUACCUGUAGGUUUGACACCUGAAAAGCCUCCGUUGUCCGUCCCACCUGACGAACGGCCAGGCCUCGCCGGCACCCCUUAGGUAUGAAAAAUCGUAGACUCCGUCACUGAGACCCAGUUACCACAAAACUGGAGCCAAGUAAGUGCGUGGCAAGCGUAGACGCGACCACAGUUUUGUCUGCCAUUUAGCCUUCAACAAGCUUUUCGUUUGGCUCAAUCUUGCCAUUGAAAGGUGUGGUAAGGGAGUGAGGCAGAUAACGCCCAAGUCCGCAUUUCUGCAAGCAACUGUACAUUUGAGCUACUAUCGCCCACUGCCUGGAUGUUUAUGCUCCUCGCUUGCGAUGGACGGAUUUUUCAUUAUGCCCCGCCCGCAGUAAGCUGAGUCUGUCUCACCGUCUCUGUUGCCUGUUUCCAUCGCAGGGUUAUUUUCUUCUUCCCUUACGCCUGCUGCUAAAGGCAAUUAUCAGGCCCCUCAGUCGUACUGCGAAUUAGUCGGCCUAGCCUUUGGGGGUGGUUGUGGAAAUUUAAUCAAGCGUGAUUCAAAUGGUUUAAUGACUCAGUAUCUGUUAGUUUUGCCCCGCCAUAAAUGCCUCCGCUUGAGUUUCGAACGAAUUCCCUGGUCCUCCGUCGAAGUCACUUUUCUUGGUCGACCACAAUGAUAUCAAAACCGAUCGACAACAUGAAGUCCAAAGCAGUCAUUUUUCCCAGUGGCACCUACUGAUAUCUAUGUCGGGCAGAUUAUAUCACCAUAGCUUCCUUCGUGUUCCAGCGUAGGUUUGACGCUGUCCCAAGAGUUACACCCAGUACUUCUUGCACAGCACAUCCAGGCAUUCUUUGCUUAGUUACCAAUUUUCCUUUUUUCCCCUAGGUACGGGCGAGUCCGGAAAGAGCACCUUCAUCAAACAGAUGAGAAUUAUUCAUGGCUCCGGAUACUCGGACGAGGAGCGGCGCAGUCUGAUAAAGCUGGUUUAUCAGAACAUUUACCUGGCCAUGUACACACUAACCCGAGCCAUGGAAACUCUGAAGAUCGACUACGAGAAUCCAAACAAUAGGGUCCGUCACUUUUUAAUGCUGUAAACCAAUUGUUGCAUACACAAGUUUGUCUUUGCCUCUGCCUUGGAACUCCCAUACGUGAGCACCAUAUAGUUGGAAAAUGUGUAGUAGAGUCCUUCCGUGAGGAGAAGACGACGAAUUCAUGUGAACACCCUUGUGGACUCCUCUCUUCCACUGAACACAUUGUUGCUAUGUCGUCUUUCUCGCAGUGACCGUUGAGAGUUGUGGGGCGAAUUGAGGGUUCAUUGCCACUAAGCCUAUUACCGUGGUAUUUUCUGUCUACCUACCCUCAUUGGGUCGAGGUUUGGUUACCAACAUUCAGGUUACCCACAGUCUAUAAGCUUGUCGUCCGGAGCAUAAACCCGUAGCUUUAUUGUCGGCGUCUUGACGACCGGCUGCGUGCUUCUUUAUGGUCAGUGUGCCGGUCUUUCCUCAAAGCUGCCGAUUUCGAUGGAAUUGUAACCUUCGCCUGCGCGCCUUCCUCUCGGCCAUCCGGCCGGUGUGAGGGCCUCUUUCAAGCCCAUCCUAUCAUGCGUAUAUGACGCACAUACAGAGACCGACGUUUAAAGGGUCUUCGUCAUCCAGACUCGUUCGUUCGAUUGUGCCCACUCACUGUUCUUCGAUUUGCGUCCGGUUGAGGACGUAACUAGUCUACUGCAGACAAACUUGCCUACUCAAAUGGCCUUUUCGUUCACCGAAAUUUCAUGUCACGUGAAUUUGGCCGUGCCUGGUGGCGAUGUCGAGGUGUCCAACCGCGGUUUGUGUGACUGGCAUGCCAACUAGCCAGAUUUCGCGUCGGAACAGGCCGCCGACCGGGACUUAGUUAGUGGGCGGCGGAUUCCCUCGUGGUCAACACCGCUAAACACAAAGGAACGCUAUUGUAGUGCCAACUGUAGUGUAUGCGUUUAUGGUCAGCUUGAGUCCGGUCGCCCAACGCGGCGGUAGACGCAGUGUAUGAUCUGUGGGAGUGAGACCCAUUGCCAACAGCAUCGUUCGUAGCUGAGUUUUGAUCGCAUUCUGUUAAUUUUAAUUGCUCUCUAUUCACGGUAAAAAUUAUACUUUUGAGUCAGAUUCCAGACCUCCUCCACAGGUACUUGGCUAGGCCACACGUAUAAUCCACCUUUGUAUAAUCGUACCCGCUGUCAUUGCUAAUGAUACUCAAAUAACUCCAGGUUCCUCCUGACUCAGCGUUAGUCUACGUCCUCAGGCUUUGACGCAGGGUAUUUGCCUGCUGAGAAUAGGUUAUAUGGGAUGGUCUUUCUGUAUCGGGGAGGUGUUACAUGUCUCCGUCACUGCACGAGUUUGAUGCCCAUUCAUUCGUCCCAACUACCUAUUCAGAGAGGGGGAGAGGGAGAGAGUACACUUGUUUCCGAGACGUUGCUGCCUACGGCCGGCUUGCUCGCCCAAAUUGUUCAAUAUGCACUUCGUCGAACGUACUCAUCUGAUAUCGAAAUAUUUCAGCUGAUCCGUUUUUUAAGUCGGCUGCGUUGCCUCGCCCAUAAACCGUUGUUGCAGUAUUUCUUCUCAUUUUAUUUCAUUUAAGACCCCAUUCUGUCGUUAUGGGGAUAUGGCAUUACAUCCAUGAAUCGUUUUGGUAAGAGGAGGAGGAGGAGCUAAGUGACAGUUAUUUUGUUGAAGUAAAAACUGAAUGGUCCCAGAAGUUAAAAGAAACGCGACGUGUGCAUGCCAGAGCUCCUCUUUGGUCGGCCUUUUGGCAGGUAGACAACCGUUAGUUUUGCGAGCAGUUACUCAGUACGAAGAUCCUUACUUUUUGAUACGUUGACAUGCUUCUAUAGUCUGUUGUUUUCUUCACCAUUCAAACUGACGGACAAGGUUGGGGAAUAAUAUCUGUCAGCCUCGAUACUGACCAUCCGAUGCCGGAAGUAGUGUUGUCUUAUCCAAUGUCAGUAGAUGCCCUCAUUAUCCCUCGUCCGUUUUUACAUAACCUGCUGUCAGCGAGAAGCAGGUCACCUAAAGGACAUGAAAACUUUUCGGGAGACCGCGUUCUUUUCCCCGUCUCUUGUGUAGAAAAAAAUAUGACAUUAGCCGCCCUCAUCGUCGGAUCAUUAUCAUCGGAUUCCGUCCGAACAUGUCUAGGGGCUAUAAGCGAAAAAGGGUGUUCAUGAAAGUAGUUGAGAGGCGGCGCAAGGGGCUUUUGUCUCUAGGAAUAUCCUUAGACCAUAACACAGGAUGAUCUCUUCUGGUCGUGGCUGAUGCAUUUCUGAUCUUAACUAGGCUUUCAUACCGAUGCGCUGUCCCAUGUAUAUGCUAUUGAAAAUAUUUUUGACGUUCAGAUAAAUCUGCCUUGCCGUAGCGAAUGUUAAAAAUGAGGCUCUUAAGCAGCAUAUCUUUUCUUGACCUUAACCGUCCGCUAACCGCAUAUGAUAAGGACAACUUCGGGCCCCGUUUCAACAUGCGCCAGGUCUGUGCUCGAAUUAGCCGAAAUUCCGAUAUUCAACUUGAAGGCAUGCAUAUGACGGUCGUCCUUCACACAAGGGAUUGCUGACCUGUGCGAUCCUUCGAGCCUCCCCCCUCCCCCUCCCCCUUCUCACUGCCUCCGAUGGUCCGCCCGUCCGGACUCGUCCCGGCCGUCAUGUUCCCUGAGCCCAACGUGUUCUUACGUCACCAUUAAUUUGACCGUUAGGAAAGUUGGGGAGGUUCGCGAACAGGGCGACCAUCUGCGCAUUUCUGGUUUUGUAGCCUGAGGUUAGUCCACCAACUAACUAGACGACUUGUUGCUGUCCGACCGUUAUUUAGGGCGAUCAUUUGGGAUGUAGUUAGCGCAGACUAUGACGCUUGCUGAACCGGUCGUUGACCAAUCUCUGCAGACCACCGCUCUUUUUGAAAUUUAGUCCCUACCCCCUAGUGUUUGGUAUCUUUGUUUUUUUGCGCCAAGCUAGAAAGUUCGAAUUGACCCAAAUCGGACUUUGACUGUCAAUUAAAUUUUAUGGUUCCACUUCUAUCAAAUGUAUACAUGACUUUGCACUAGAAUAAAAUUGGUAUCUUAAGCCUUAGGUCAUAUUAAAAAUCCAUUUAUUUGAGGGUAGUCUAUCCGUUUGAGUGUCCACUGGCACAUUAACGAGCUAUAAAUAUAUCCCAGAGCGCCGUAUAUUGGCUGAGCUUUGUUCUACUAGCUUUUAUGCCCGCGCCUCAGUUUUAAACAACAUGUUUUUUUUUACCUGUUCUCAGUCGAACAUUAGAAUAAACACUAGUAGCUUUGUUAUAAUUUCACGGCAAACUUUCUUCAUUAGAACUGCUUGUCUUUAAUGAAACUUUUCCGUGACUGUAUAUAGCACAAAGUUUUCGGGCACGUUGGAAAUUUUGACUGUUUUGUUCAUUUACUGAAGUCUGACGACGACAAGGGGAACCGACGUCGAAAAUUGACUAAUAAGGUUCUUACUUUUCCCAAAGAAUCUACUAUCUUAAAAUUAUAUUUUCAGGGAUGCCUGCCUUUCAGUUUGCAUAUUUCGAAAUAGUUGAGAUUCUUUUGAAGCAAAAUAACCUUUAUUACGUAAAUUUUCGACCCUGGUUCUCCAGCUCGUGGUCAAAUUUACGGGUCAUGCACGAAAACAGUUAAAUAUUUGACCGCGUAGAACUAAUGAUCCUGUGGUCCGUCGAAGCCUGCGCCAAUGCGCGCCAAUCGUAUUUUGUCAGCCCCUCGGCAUUGGUUGCGCUCGCCUUCAUUUGUCCUUUCGAAGUUUGUACGUGACAUCUAAAUUGAUAUGCCGAUUGUUGCAUGUCUUACCUGAGUCCAUUGCUUCCAGGAAUUCGUGACCUUUUCUUCUUGGUCAGGCGCCAACAAUGCGAGUGUUCUCUCAUGCAAAUUUAUGUCCAUUGUGUGCAUAACCACCUUAGAUAGAUGAUCUCGUUUCCACACCGUUAACAUAUGCUCAUGUAUGCGGAUUAAAACAGAUUUCUCAGUCUGGCAACAAAAACAGUAUUACAGCUGGCACAUGCAAUCUUAUAGACAACGCCUUUCAUAUCGAGAUAGCCAACUCUGUCUUCAGGGUGUACAAUCCGUGUGCGUAAGGUAGUUGCCGGCUGAUGUGCUACUUGUAUCUGGUGUUUUUUCGAUUGUCUUUCGACAAGCUCAGAUGCAUUUUUCACGUAUAGGAGAGUCCGCCAGGCGUAUUUUUCAUGUGUCACCUGUGGUGCAAUGUACUGUGGUCAAACCGGAAAAUCCUCUACACGCCUACGUUAAUACCAGUUGGCAGUAAUAAGACAAGACUGCUUAUCCCAAGCCGCCAUGCAUACACUAAAAACUGGAAACAAAUUUGCUCGAAAUAAAGCCCUCAUUGUCUGUUUCUGUCCAUAUAAGAAAGGUCGAGAAUUCCUGAAACUCAUUAACGCUCAUGAUUCAUGCAUCAAUUGGCGCAUCGAUCUGGGCGCCGUAUACACAAACCUCAAAGUAAAAUGGAGAAGGUACUGGCCAAUAAAAGCGUGAUGUCAACCCACAGCAUUGACAGCAAUAUCGAUUUUCCGGGCAUGUUUGCAUUUUAACUGUUUUUCACACCUGGGGAAUCAACGUCAUUCUCCCAAGAGGCUCAAUUUCCUGCAAAACAUGUAUGUAAUGGUAGGGGGACGCCCGUCGAGCGCGCUAUGAAACCCACUCGUCCUCUUGUGCCUUGGCGCCCUGCCAAAACGUGUAAGCAAUACGCGUGAAAAACGUCAUUCGGACUCUGUAGAGCGAAAGUCGCCUGUAAAGCAUAUCGGAGGUCUGUAGAAGCCACCACCAGCCCCUCCAGUUGAAUUUUCGUUUCACACCACUUUUGUUUGUGCAGGGCUUUGUUCGGACUGUGUCUGUAUGGUACGAUAUCUGGCUGUCGUCCGACUAUAUGUUUUGGCAACAGACGGCUCUAGUUUUAUAAGUUCUGCGUAUGCAAAUUUCGACACUUUGGCACACCGAAACCUCGAUGUAGUGACUAAGAGCUGUUUCGGUCUUAACGGACUGGUAACUUAUCAACUGCUAAAUCCGUAUUUCCGCCAACUUUGCCGAGCGAUCUGUCUACUACUAAUUGUAAUCAUCACUUGAUCACAGCAAUUGCCUUUUGUUAGUCUCGCAUGCCCUUCCACGCCUGUUGGAUCCUUUCUUUACCUAUAUGUCCAUCCUUUAUCCUCUAAGCAGUUGGAGGCCUUGUGAAGAUUUCCGAGUCGUAAUGUCACAAUAAGCUCUGAAGUGGUUGAAAGAGGCUGGUUUUAAUGGGCUUCAAGAAGGGAAGGUGAAUGGCUCACCAUCCGUUCUUUUGUACGUACCCCCGGUAACGCGGAUAGUUUUCAGGCCCUGUAAACUUCUGCUACGCCCCAUACUGUACAAAAAGCUCGUGCUCAGUAUCAAUAUAUAGUUUUAACCACUUUCGGACCUCUUAUCCGCUUGCGUCUUCCAAGUAAUGUUGGUUGCAUUUUAACGGUCUACUGUCAACUUUUAUGGUACAUAAUGCAUCCACGCCUCUAUCCAGUCUGACCUUUCCAGGGAGGAAUUCCAGUUUGUAGGGGAAAGACUGCUGACCUGUCGUUUAAGACUUAAAGCCAGUAAUUUGCAGGUAAAGCAGUGUUAAGGACACAGAAAAAGGAAGAUUAGCGUGGUUCCUUUCGUCCUAUUUACCGUUCCUACCCAUCCGGGAAGGGCCGGUUGAUCAAUGGGUCAUCGGGCCAGGCAUUUUACGACCUGAGCCACUUGACCGUGAUCGGGCGUGGUGUGUAUUCGUCUGACCCAAUUGCGCGACGGAAUACUGCCGGUCUGUUUUAUUCGGGAGUUCUAAUAUAGAGCCAUGACCAUGAGCAAUCGAUAAUCGAGAAGCAUCGUUAAUAAAAAAAAAGAGGGGAGUCUGUGAAGUGGCCCUUUCCAACCCAUCGUCUUGACCCAGCGAUGCCCAAGGCAAGGGACCACCGUGCAAUCAACCAACGCCACUUUUCUGUAACCAUAAUCUGCCCUUAGAAAGCUGUGUUGUGUGACAGGGGUGCUUCGCGGAGACCUGCCUACUGUUCGACAGACCUCAUCUGCAUCAUCGAUCACGAUGGAUGGCAAAGCGAACACAUCUGUCGGCAUCACCACACCUCGCUGUUAUUUUUAAUGAUUCACUCCCUCAUCCCAGCUGGACUCGUAGUUCUUGCCAAGUCGGUACAAGUUGUCUCAUUGCAUGACUCCGGAACCAACAAUUCAGCUAGUUUCCCCGCCUGUCUUACCCGCCUUUGGUGUCCCUCUGAGGUGUGUCUCAGGUGCGAUCAGCUGACCUACGAUGUCUACUCCACACUCGUGUGUAAUCCGCACUUUGAAUAGGAGUAGGGGACGGUCAGUGGCUUAGUGUAUUAAGGCACAGGCCGGAAUAUGGCCCUUCUGCCUCGGCUGCCUGGUUGAGCCCUCACUGCGAAUAUCUGUCGAUGGUUAAGUAAUCUUAUCGUCUGCUGUCGUCUGGUGUAUCCUUAGAAGAGCAUCUUCACGCGUGAUGCGGUUGUAGCUGACUGGAAUGCUUUCAAAGAAAGCCUAUUAUCUACAGGUUUUUCAAAUAUUCGCCUAAUACUGGGACCACCAAGAAGAUCACAUAGGGCAUCACCAUCAUCUAGCAGAUGAUUUUGCGAUGAUUCUUAGAUGUCAACACCUUAUCCCAUUACAGGAGAGCUGGGGUACCAUUGACGUACAUGCUGGUUUAUGAUUUACGAAGGGUAGUGAUUUCGGCCAAUGCAAAUCUGCCUCUGUCAUGGGUCUGGGAUUCUAUGUGCCUUCCACCUCAUCGUAGGUUGUUCCGGCUAAACUAGGGGUGCAUUUCGCGGUAGGACCUCUGUAGUUCAGAGAUUUAAACGCGUCCGCUCCAAUUUUCUACAUUGUCGUAUUCCUUGGGUGUAUCCUAACGUUUUCGAUGGCCGGCAUGGAGUGCUGCCGUUGCAUUUGUCAACAGAAAUAAGGGGUGUUGUGAUGCUAGAGGGCUGAGCCACCGACAUCAGCAACUAAACAUUAAUUUAUACGCGCUAUUCGUCCAGUUUCUUUUGCGUAUUCCCGUCGUUUGGGGACAAGUUAGUAAACCUUUUGAGACCUAUUUAUAGUCCCUCUGCAUGUAGUGAGUUUUCGUCACCUCUCACUGAAUUUUUUAUGUCUGGUAUAAGUAUCCUCAUUAACACUUGUCAUGUGCAUGCUCGCAAAUUCAUACACAGUAAAUGACCUAGUGCAAGUGGAGCAAAUGCAGGCAUUUCCUUCAAAGUAAGUGCUGUCUUGCGGCACAACUUGGCUGUUUUCCAUAACGUAGACUCUGCCGAUCCGGUGCGUGGUAACUUUUUGCGGUCGUUGACCGGCAUCUCAGGCCGUUCUGUUGCUGAAUGCCCGCGUUUCGCCCUACAGAAUGUGGCUGUGAAUUCAGACGGACAUUGUGCUUCUAGACGAAGGGUGUCCUGGGUCCUGCGCUGUCCGCCCUCCCACUUAUGUUUGCAUUGCAUUCCAGCCUCUGUUGUCCUUAUGACCCCUAUUCAACCCCCCCCCCCGCCCGCAUAUCUACGUGUUUUCUUUUACCAAGCCCCAUAAUUGAGUCUACUAGAGUUUGAGGUGACGACCCUUCAUCGUGCGGGUUUCGCAUUUCACAAGUCUGUUUUAUAUUAUGCCGCGAAAUAUUUUGGAGGUCUGUGAAAGAGCUUACUUACUGACCCGCGACAAAUAUCCCGUCUAACGCAUGGCAGCUCGACCAUCACAAGCGUGCCCCACUUAGUGAGCACCGUCCCGGUGACUUCUGCGUGAAUUAGUUGGUAGAAAGGGAGACUUGCGCAGCAUCUACUGCACCCCCCCCCCCUUCUUCCUCACCACCAUGUUGCGAUGGCAAUACCAUGUCCAGACGACCGGAGGCAGGCGUGGGCGAAGUAGCUGAUAAAGCGAGACAACACCUACGCGCGCAGCACGCGACCUAGUCCCCAGUACAUGUGCCAGAUUUUGUAAAGUUGACCCGAUUCUCAGUCGAGAGUGCCGUAAAGAUCACAUUAAGGAGCUAUCGCCUUCUAGCUUAGUUCUCCGGUGACAGCAAAAUACUCUCGCGAGAACCGAGCUGGCUACGCGUACCGGUCCCUGACGGUUCGACCGUCGUUGCCGAUGAUGUCCACCGUGUGCUCCACAGCAAGGAGAAGCAGGGACGAUGGCUUGCGCGUGAAUUAAAUUAUGGUGAGAGUAGACUUGCGCAGCACCUGGGUCCGGUGUCAAAAUAGUCAAGAAGGCUGGAGGCGGUGGAGGGCGCAUGUGGAUGACACGGUCGAGGCCGCACCUCGACUCUCCAGUCCGCACCCCCUGGUCCACACAGCAAAUGACCAGGAUUUUAACCAACAACAAUGGGGAGGGCCGCAGGCGUCCCAGUGUGCGCGACUUCUGCCACCGAUUGGGUCUGCCACCGCACCCCGAAAUGUUAGCAUUCGUUAUAGUGUGCCUUCCGAUAACGCCUACCAGAAUCCGAUAUGGCCGCCGUGUUGGUCCAGCGCAUCUACUACGUAUGUGGAUAGCAAUGAUUUAACAUCUUUGAGAGCUGCCGUGGAAACCCCCCCCCCGAGCCGUACGAAGACCGAAUCACUUCUUCAGUUGGCAGCCUUCCAAGCCCAAACUUUUGACGGGUCAAAUUUACUCUAGCGAGGAUACUAGUGUCUGGCUGGACCACACUCUUUCCUUUCCUAUCGAAUACUGGCGACAUGCCGGAGUCAGGCGUACUGGCGCGUGCGGUGGCUGACGUGACAUGAACUCUGCCACUCACAUGUUUAGUGCGCAGAUUGCUUUUAUGACUCGACAAAAUACCACGAAAAGCCAGGACGAGUCUUAAAGGCGCCACCAUGAGUCCUGCUGAUAAUGUUCAAACACGACACUGCUUCAGAGAGCUUUCGUAAUUUGAGUUUUUUCCCAGCCGAUUGUCGAAGUUGCCCAAUAAGCUACUGCUUUUGUACUUCCUGAGGGGGCUCCGUUUAAUUUGGCGUUUUCUCUCAGGUACAGUUUUCGUUUGAAUCGACCUUUCCCUUUUUCCUCAUUCGGUGGCAGUCUGAUCAAACAAAAAUGCUUCUUAGUGGCCGCCAUCAUAGGCGUUAGGCCUUUUAUAUGCAAAUACGUUACAGGCAGGAAAAAAACAUCAGUUUCUUUUCUUUUAACUGUCUGGAGGGAAUAUUUUUCCCAAAAGGAGUCCUUUGUUGUCUGGAGGGGGUUUCUACUGCCCUUCCGUACCAUCCACAUGACACGGCAAACAUUGUUAUAGUUUGUCAGAUGCGCGUAGGCUAUCGGCUUCACGUUGGAUUUAUGCACCUGUCUUCGUGAUUCUAUCAGUAAAAAUAUUCUCCCUGCAUAAAAAAAAUGUGGGGCGGAGUUUGCCUUUUUGGUGACAUCUUAGUGUUUUUCCUUCUUUUUGCUGCUCGACAGUUUCAUGCAUAAAGCUCCACUCAGCUUUUGUCCGAAAACGGGAUUGUUUUUGCACCUACCAACGUAGACUCCGUCCCCCCCUCUCAUCUCCAUGUCGCAACACAGUCUAUGCGUCUGACACUGUACACCGAGAGAAAACCCACCCAGGAUAAGACUGGACGUAACGUUCUCUCCCAGGAAGUAAGCGACUGCUCCGCUGGCCGGUCCUGAAUCCUGCAGCUGAAAGCCAGCCUAAAGCGUGGUCAAGCCUCGACGACGUCGGCAACUCAACCUUGUUCUCGCGCCCCCCCACGUGUACUUAUGACUCGGCAGUAUUCAUUGCUGCAUGUUUGGCCGAUUCUGCCUCCCGAAACUUUGUGCGGCAACGGCCGGCUGUUGAGGGAGGGUUUCGACUGUGGGAAAUGCGGUUGCACAGAUUGUGCUGUUGUCGUGGUGUCUUCAUCUCCUCCACACGUUUUUAUCGCUGCCACCUAGCAACCUCAUGCCUGACAUCUCCGGAGCGCUGGUAGCCGAAGGCCACAAGUUGGCAUUCCGGCACGUCUUCAGAGAACAGUGUCCGCACGGCGGAGGCGGUUCCUUCACGCAGGGCUUUUUUUGCCCUAUGCACGACCUCGGUCUCACCAGCAGAUUUUUGGGUUUAAUCCUUACCACGAGCUUUCGUCUAUGGCUACUGCUCUGGCGAGGUACAGUUGGGCUCAUGCGAAAAUGAUUCAGCAAGCUAAGUUUAUUACCGAAGGGAUGGAACUAGCAUGUAUAUUCGCGGUCACAAUUGCGCACAGUUUCGCCUGGGGGCGCACUUGCAAGCCUGGAUUUCGGAUGAAAACUCGGUCAAUCGAUUUAUUGAUCUGGCGCCGGCGUACAGAGCUCUGCGCCGUCGGUCGAUGAUUGGCCUGCAUGCCCUAUAACUCGCUUGUUCUGUUGCUGCUACUACCUCUGACGAUGGACUCCUGCACGAGUCUGAAAACUCGGGACAAUAAACGAAGUGUUCCGGUGCUCGAACCGUCUUCUUCACUUAUCCGAUGCUUAUGCACAACGCAUCAACACUACCGGCUUCUUUUUCCCAUUUCUCCUACCUGGUUUGUGAUGACCAGGGUCCAACCCCCACCCUUGGCUACUGCAGCUUUUCUGUUUAUAGGAUCCACAUCUUCGAAACUGCACUGAAGGGUCGAGUGCCUACUGGUUGGUUGGUCAUCGCUAACACCACGUGAACGUCCCUUUCCGUUGUGGAGUUUAGUUGUGUGGCCAAUGCCAUGUGACGUCUCGUUGCCGGUCGGUGUCGCGUUCUCUGACUGCUUUUUGUCGAGGUUCGGAAAACAGUCGCACAUCAAUUCACAACUUGCGAGUCCAGCCACGUUUUUCUGAGCCAUCCCUAUAUGGGGGAAGCAAAACGGACGCGCCCAUUACAAGGCCGGUCCUCCCGUUCCUACCUGAUGAUUUGCUUUUCAAAGCGAGUAGCACCUAAAGCCCUUGGUGGUCUCCUUGCUGGUGUAAAUGAAAGCACUAAUUGGCGGUUUUCUUGCAUGUCUGCGAGCAAGGUGGGGCGUUUUACACCAGCCUAUUUAGGGGCCCUAUAACCGCCCCCCCCCCCGAAACCUCUCAUGCAGUGGGUGUACUUUACGAGUUCUUUGGCCACUGCCAUGACAUUUGACAUUCCCUUUAUUUGCAACUGUCGGGGAUGCACAGAGCAUAGGCGAUUUAGUCCUUCCCUUAGGCGGUUGUGUGUACGAGAUGAAGUACCCAGCGGUCAGCAGAGAUAUUAUUUAUGGUCAUUCUUCCACCGUGUGCCGUAUUCUAUUUUCAUGUCAAAUGUGUUCCCUUUGACCAGAGUUCUCUCACACAAUUUGUGUUUUUGUCGGAUUUCUUAAGCCGAUCCUUCUAUCGUUGUUGCAGGAUUACGCAGAAAUGGCACGAGAAAUCGACUACGAGAGCGUCACUACACUCGACCCUUCACAUGUUGUGGCCAUCAAGUCGUUGUGGAGUGAUCCAGGCAUCAAGGAAUGUUACGAUCGCCGGCGGGAGUUCCAAAUUACCGACUCCGCUAAAUAGUGAGUUUUUAUCUUUUUUCUGAAAAGCUUCCUCUUUAAAAAGACAUGAGGUCCGCUAAUUCCUUUAAUUUUUAAGUGGGAAAUGCAGCCAGGGGUUUACGUUUCUCGUUUUAUAGAGAAAGCUCUUCACAACAAGCCUUCCCCAUCACCGCCCGGACAGCUGUGUACCUGUCCAACUUAGCGGCCUUAAAAAGGCCUCGGGACCUCCAAGCCGUGGCUGCCUUGAGAUACAGCAACAGCCCCCCCCCCCCCCUUUAACUGCCUGCCAUGCAGAUCAUCAAAUUUGACACUCUUGCGCCCAGUGCGAAAAUCAUGACGACCUGAGUAUGUCCAGUUCCAUAGAUCGCGACCAGUCUCCUCCAUAGCACUGGUGUUGCAUUUAGGACAUUUGCUGACUGGAUGACUAAGUGGCAGCCGAGAUAGCUGAUGUAUCCUAACCGUCGUAACCCAACACCAAUUUCCGCCCGGGAGAAGACGGUAGAAAGCGUCAGUAGGUAGGGGGUGUGUAUUAGGUACCGUAGGGGAAAGACUGGCUCGAAAAGCUUAGCGGUUCACAAGCAGGGAUAGGCGUAGACAACAUGUGAACACAUCUGGUGUGUGCAUUUGGCCAUGCGGUUGGCUGUUUAGGUUAGUAUGUCCGUGUUCUCCACGCCGAGGCGAUGGUCGUGUGGGUCGCACAGUGGCGUGCCUGUCUGACCAGCACACUUAAAUACACUACUAGCCUGGCCCUAGCCUACCUGCCGGACGUGGAAGACUGACGCGCUACUGCAAUGCCCACAAGCUGCUUGAUAACAACUGUUUCUCUGAUCCCAGGCGGUAGUUUUCCUAGUCACCGGGAGUUGUCGACAGUAAAACCGCGUCUACAUUACUGUUAAUGAAGAUUUAGAGCCUUGUAGAACAGCCUGAUGCUUUGUAGUAAAUAUUUGACGUUUCCGUUGCUUGUCUUUGCCUUGGCGUGAACAUUUGGCAGAUGUCCCGGGAUUUUUGCUCUAUUACGGGGGUUUUCCGCUCUUCAUUGGCCAUUUGGCGCAUUUUUAAGCGCACAGUCGUUUUCGGAUUUUCGUUUAUAGAGAGACUUAGUUGCUUUUCAGGAGCUAAACUCAUUUGUCAGUAUGCCGUCCUAGCAUUCUUCCGCAUUAGCACCCCCACUCAACCACAGUGUUCAGCAGGUUUAUUGGUAAAGGCAAUUUCAGUUUCUACAUCCCCACUUACCGGUCAAAAGUCCUCCCGCGAUGCCAUGCCUAUCGGUCUCAAUUUUAAACAGUCAUCUUAGCAGUGUCGGCUGCAAGUGGGUCCGAAAUACCCACGUAAAUUGCCUUUCCAAUAUUGCCUCUGUCCCUCUUCAUAAUUGAAAUUCAACCGCAGUGCGACGGUGCGGUUUACAGUCCACAUACCACGGCACCAUCAGAGGGCAGUUAGCCCUCUGAGCAUUGCGGUAGCUGUUUUUCGAUUGCUUAUUUCGCAGCCAACAUUUGUCAAGGCCAUCAGACCAUCCACUAAUCGUGAAAGUGGAGUAACUGUGCUGCGAUUGGUAGAUAGCUGCUCAGCAAUUGCGCUACGGAACUCACUCGUCCCGUUGUGCCUUGAGGGAUCUCUCUCGGGCCCCGCCAGCAGCCGCACAGCGGCGCGUAGUAGAGGCAGAAUAGCAUUGCUGACAAAGACAAGGAAGACCGCAGUGGCCAUUUCUGGCCGUCGUCAGCCAGCCUCGCCAAACCUCGAGGUGUGGGACACCUGGGCUCAGUGGUUAGGGGCGUUGGAUCGCGGGAUCGAGCCCCAGGUGUUACACACCUCGGGUUGCUUUUGGUGGGCUGACGACAGCCGAUAAAACAGAAAUGGGCAUUCUACUCUCCUGGUCUUUGUCGGUAAUUCUAUUCUGCGCCACGCUUGGCCAGCCUCUGGAAUAUCACGUUUAUAUUGAUAAGCGUGAAUAUGAUUUGCAUACAGCUCAGCGGAAUAAGAGGAGUCGUUUGCCGGGGACUAGGCCUGUCUGGUCUCGGACGGUCCAAAAAACAACCCCUGGCCGCUCAUAAUCACAGUCUGUCGACUCUAACCUGCAUUCGGCCAUGCUGUCAAGGUCAGUACCGGCAGCCAAUUGAUUGUUGAUGUCUCGAGUGAUUCUCACAGUCCUGCCCAGGCCCGUUUGACGUAUUUCGUGGCGCUACUUUCUGUGGCGAAAACCGAAUGAGUUUGAAUUGUUUACCCGUUGGUUGCGUAGUGUCUGCUGUACCAUGAUCAUCAGUAAACCAUGGCCAUCGCAGCCAGGCGUGCACUGACAGUUUUCUGGCACUUGGUUCUUCUCGGCCGGUAGGGGCGCUUACGCUCAUGUUUUGGGUGUACAAUUCGUUAGCCUAACUGCCCGGUCAUCUUUGUCGUCCUUCUGACCCGUUGUGGUGCUGGUCAAAAUCCUGGUCAAGUGUUUGUUAUGGACCGGGGAGGUGUGGUAGCACGCUGCCGCGUGGGUCCGGCCGUGCCAGCCGCCUACGCCCACUCGCGCCGCCGGUCUUCUUGACUAUGUCCGGACGCAGGACGCAGAUGAGGGGAGAGAAGGAGAGAGUGCGGUAGAUGCAGCGUAACUCUACUGUGGAGCACACGGUGGAUAUUGUCAGGUAGAACGGUCAAAUUGUCUGCUUGAUUGCACAAAAACAUGCGGACCGUGGGAGGCUCGACGUGACCGCCCACACCUGCAUCUAUUGUGCCGUAUGUUCUUCACUCUGCCGCAUGUUUUUUGCUGCCCUUAAGUCGUGGGCGAUCAAGGAUGAGCUUGCCAGCCGAUAUUCACGUCUGGAAUAUGCUCCGGUGAACGCGACUUAUACACGCAACUUAUUUAAGUAACUGAUGGAUUUUUGACCGAAUAUGCUGUCUUUUAAGUUGUUUAUAUCUUACUGAAUUUCCCCUCUGGGUGUAGCCUUUAACCGUUUACGGCGACAAGCACCCGUCCACUAGCUUUAUCGAUAAGCUGUUCAGAGUCAGUACCUUGUAUCCGAUCUUAGUUAAUAUCGAUUAAGACUUACGGUUACAGUUCGCAGCUAGUCAGGCAUUUUAGGGUAAUUUCACCUGCCUGUUGAACAGCCUGAUGACCCUAGUCCUGUAAAGUUUUCGCGUAAAUAAGUGAUCCGCGUGUAAGUUAUGAAUCUUUCCAAUACGACCUUUUGAACAAACGUGGCUUGACUACGAAGAAGGCAGGACAUAUGCGAUGAUUGCCUGUUUGCCGUACCUGUCUCUCUUCACCUAACGCCUUAUCUGCCGUGAAUUCCCUCUACUCACAGCGAAGUAAUGCGGCCACUAGGGAAUCCAGCCCCACAGUGGAUGUCACGACGGCCGAGCUACCAACUUUCAGUAGUAACUACUCCCAACCUCCCCGUGAUCUCGGGCUGUCUGGUGCCUCAGCGCUGCUGGAAAAGGGAUUUAAGCUAGACUCUGUAAGAUUAGUUUGCGAAGAGCGUUAAUAAAACGCAGUGUUUGUCGCACCAGAUCACAAUGAAGACGACGAUCAUUUUUCGUGUAUCUUCUGUGCUUGAAUAAUAGUACAGACUUCUGUGCGCUCGAUUUCAUUAGCUAAACUGACAGUUCUGCCGAACCCAUUGACGAUGUCCAUCAAGGGCCUACAGCAGGGCGGGCACAGGGACGGUGACAUGCGUGCGAAUUAGUUUAUGGUGACAUUAGACUUGCGCUGCAUCUGCCGCACUCCCCACCCCAACCCUCCUAGGCGGAAAAAGAAGACCGACUGACGCGGCGCGGACCUGCGCCUAGGCGUGCCAUCACACACCAUGUAUGUCAUUUGUAAUGAGUGCGUAGCCCAAUAACGCGCGCAUGACCUUGGCCUAGCCUCCGUUUUGGUCCAGCGCAGAUCCCGCGUGGCUCGUAGUGGACACAUGAACUAGACUAGUACAUUGUCGUCUUAGCGCCUGAACUCAUGCAGGCGUCUCGGCAACUAACUUUUCCUCAUUACACAUGCUUCAGCGGUCUGGCUACAAUACAGAGUACGUUCCUUCUUUAAACUCCAAGGUGAGUCGGAAGUAACAUGUUUCCACCGACCGGACCGACAAGGCACCACUUCUAUAUGAUGCUUGCUAUUCUCAUUCGCAGCCAACGGGACGUAACCUUGUGACCAUAAUGUUCGGUGACGUGGAUUCAGAUUUCAAGCCUUUUAGGCCUGUGUUUGCCCUGCGAAUGACUUUGAUAGCCAAUAGACUAGAAGUAGCACCCUCAUUUCGUAGGCAGCAUUUCUGCGCCUCUACGCGCCUACCGUUUUUUGUCCUGUUUACGUAUGGUAGUGCCGAUCGCCUUCCACUCUGCUUGUUUGUAAGGACCACUGCAAUCGGCGACGGGCGUCUUUGCAAGGUUUGGAUUUUUAGCGACGGGCCUCGAUGAGCGUGGGCUUGUUCAAGUAUUCUUCAAGUUGGGAGGGAAAAAAUUGGAGUGCUUUUGCUGUUUUUAGUGAACAGAAAAUGGAAGUCGCUGACGGAAGGUAGGCUAGAAUCACAGUCCGUGCCGUAUAACAAAGGGCCUCUAGUAUAUGACUGGUGAAAAUGACCAGUUUCCUCUGUACCUACUCGUUCUCGAUGUGGUCGUAUGCAUGACUGAUCAGUGAUGCUGUGAGCGCUGCUGCCGCCUCCAACGCCCUGUAACAGGAAAUCCAGGGAGUUCGCCUGGCUACAUUAAAGCCAGGAGGAUCGAAACGCCAUCUCAGUGUUUCCUGUGGAGCCGGGUUCGGAGUUGCCCUCCUCGUCAUCCUCACUGAGACGACAACGUUCAAAAAACGGCUAUUGGAUUAACUGAGACGGACGACGAAGGAUGCGCCAGCCCGUCUCUUUUUGGAUGAUUGCCAGUGUCCUGAGAAUGCCAUCGCAUCAGAUAUGGACCGUUUCAUUCAAGAACUAGUUUGUAUACUCGAACAGCUGAUCUCGGGCAACAAUGCUUUGAAACCGUCACUUUCCGCAUACUUCCACACGCACAACUCGUCAUUCACAGGCGUAAGGAAGGGCUGCCUGUAUAGGUGCCCAGUCCACGUGUAUCCGCACAGUGAUUGCGAUAUCCGUUGCCGUUUUCUACGAAUUUGGCAGAGGGUAGGAUCAUUGUAGAAUCUUAGUCGAGCUGUGUAGGCAGACAACUGCAGGACUCUUGCACAAAUCCAGCAAUUGCGGCGUUGUUGAUGAAGUCCUAGGCUUCGUGCAGAUGUCCCGCCUACUGGAGAUGUCAGCGCUGCAUCCGGCUCUGGCUGCAGAACGAAACCGGACUUCUGAUUUUUUUUCCACCCUCAAAUGUGUUGGGUUGUGGUUUUUAUAUGUCAUCGAAAAGAGGCAUUCUGGACACGUUUGGGACACGGGCAUCCAGUUACGUGGAAGUGGUAAAAUGAUCUGAUCCGUUGAUAUUGCCUGCAUUUUUCUAGGGUCAUGCGAGGCGUUGGAAUAGGCCAUUGUCAGCUACUGCCGUCAGUGAAAUGCACUGUCAGUGGAGGUAUGCCCACCGAUCCGAAGAAGUCAAGUUCUAGACUUCCCCGUAGGAGUCCUCGUCUUGAAUUAGGGCGACUUUGAGAGCAUAAUUUUUUAAAGUCACCUUGGAAUAGCGUUCACCGACCUCUUCCUGAUUGCAGGGUGGUAAUGGGUAACGCUUCUCGAUGACCGAUUGUUUGUCGCAGCGCGACUGCCUGCGAAAGAAAACGAAAGGUUUAUUUCUGUUCUACAGGCGAUCGCUUAACGCCAUUCUCAUUUCCCCGCUCCCGGAAGGCAGAACGUGAGGCAGAACGUGUCCCACUGACCGAAUUUCACAUCAUAACUAAUCGCGAUCUUGGACUAAUCUAAUAAGCUGAGAAUGGCUAUUCCGGUCUCUCAUCUCUGUCAUGGUAAAACUUGAAAGGGCCCUCUUUCUGGGGCAUACCCAAUGAAGAAGGGAAACUGGAUUUCUUGGUUCACUUUGCUAAUUCUUUUAUUUCACCUUUUAAAUUUUCCUCCAAAGAAUAUUUUUGGCUGGAGCCUCGACCUUCAUUGCCCCUUUUACUUGCCAUCUUAGUUACCUGGACAACAUCGAUCGUAUCGCCAUGAGCGACUAUCUCCCCACCCUGCAGGACAUUCUUUUCCUUCGAGUCCCAACAACCGGUAUCAUUGAGUAUCCCUUUGAUCUGGAUUCCAUCAUAUUCCGGUGCGUGCAUAUAUUUGCUUUUUGCGCCGCAUUCUGUUUUCUACUUCCUUUUCUCUAUCGCUGUGCCUGUUUGGGUAGAUUUUAUGCACUGCAAAGUCAAUGGCCAGUUCUAUCUCGGCGACACUCGCAUCUACACCUACAUCUGACUGCGCAAUCACAUUAGCCCAGUAGCUUUUACUGGUGCACCCUGGUUUCAGGACAUUUCCACUUUGUCUUGCAGCUGUGUGUCUGCAGUCCUAUCUUUGUCCUCAAAACCCACUUGACCAUUAAACGCAACCCGCCAUGCUGUCACCGGCAUGAAUACUCAACUGCAGGACAAUUGCUACUACAGUAACCAACGUAAGUGCACACCUAGUUGCUGCAAAUCAGGCACAUCCGCCAGUCAAGUUUACGUCGCGGAUAGAGACGGCAGGUUCGCUCCCUCGUGCAUAAUGAUCGAACGGCACCGUUCAAAGAAGCCUCCAUCGGAAGAAAACUUGGUCAGGACGAUACAAAAACUACAGUUUUGCACCCCUCUAACAGAUAGGCAAUCUAGUCCGUUGUUCGGCGCAAAGGACUAGAAAAACCUGUUCCGCAGACAGCACGAACGGGGCACUUAGAAAGAUUCGACGCCUGUUUAGCCAUGACGGGUAUCCUAACGGAUUUAUUGCGAAUAUCAUCGAGAUAGCAGCGAAGCCAACCACACAGACGACAGAAAAGGAAACUUUUUCACAAUGUCCCCUUUCGAGGAGAGGUAUCGAGUGAACUCGUGAGAAGGCGCCUAGAUCAAGCUGUUUCACGAACCUUCCCUCCAGCAAGCGUUCGGGUAUUACUAUCGACCGACCAUAUUUUAGUCGGCAAGGAUAGACUGCCAGCUCAGAUCAUCUCAGUGUACAUUCCCUCUUGCAUUUGCUCAUGCAGAGCAGAUCAUAUUGGUCGCACGAGUCGGCGCCUAUCCGAAAGAAUACGUUAACACCUCUGACGAAAUAAAGUGCAUAAGUGACGCCGUUCUUUCGCAUCUUGUUAAUUCCGGGCAUUUUCUGGACCCGAAAAAGGCUUCAGUGUGAUUUCUAAGAUCCUAUGGAGCUACCGCAAACCACUGGAUCAUCGCCUACUAGCAGCAACAGAAGCGACUGCCGUCAGGUUACGAAAGCCGGUCUUGUGCGCACAGAAUAUCCUCGUGGGAGCUUUGCGUCUCCCGUAGGCAAAGGUCGGUUAUAACAGCAUGCAAUUCUCCGCUUCCCCCACCCCGACACAACUCAUCACUUUCCUGCGACCAUGAUGGUUCGACGCAUGCAAAUCCCGGGAAAUCGCUUAUUUCUAAUUUCAGUACCGCGGUGAAAGCGUUGGUGGAUGGUUGACUGACUCGAGUUUGCAGCCUGGGGUUGGUUGAUGACGGUAAACAAACCAAACACGACCAUUCCGGUGUCGUCGUUUAGUCACCAGGACUGUAGACUUCAUUUUACCCAUCGUGGCUUGUCGUAUUUGCGUUUUAUUGGUGAGCGCCACGUCCUGUUAUGUGUUACCCCCCCCCCCCCCUGCUAAACGUUGGCCCAUUUAUUCCCAGUCCACCGUCAGAGGCAUUGCUUUUUGGCAGUUGGCAGCAGACCCGACUGUUGGAAAAGUCAGCCGACCUAUAAAGUUAUUUGGGCAGUCUCUCCGCUCCUCUCUUGCACUAACACCUUUAAAUUCUCGCCUCUGCUUAUUUCAGGUGUGAUUAACUCUAGACCUGAGGAGGACACUGUCUCCGACAGUCUUCUCUGUCUGAUAAUUUUAACUAGACGGUUGCUGCGGCCUUAACGAUCUCAAGUCAUGAACAGCACUGGUUCGGGCUACCGUAAGCUCAGGUGCUAACGGUUUAAUGCAUAAAUAGGUAGAUUAAAGGUGCGGGAAAGGUCAUUUCACAAGUAUGAUCAUAAAUUUCAGUCGAUCGUCGCAAUAUCCGUCUGCGUAUCUAAGCCCAUCAUACGUACAAAUCAGGUGGCCCACAGGCUCGAGGUUAGCUAAAAAUUGCGACCUCAGACCUUCAACUCGCCACGAUGACAAAAUCGUUCUAAUCUCAUUUUAUGGCCUCGUUAGUGUUUGCCAGUAAUAUGUACCCAACCGUUUGAAAAGUCAGCCAACCAAUAAAGUUCUUUUAGGCAGUCACUCUCGAAUUAACACCUUGGGAUUCUAGCCUUUGUUUACUUCAUGUAUGACUAAAUUUAGACCGGAGGAGGACACUGUCUUCAUCAGUCUUCUCGGUUCGAUAAUUUUAACUGCACGGUCUCUGACGCCCUACUCAGCGAUUGUACCUUUUUUCUUACAGAAUGGUCGAUGUAGGUGGACAGCGUUCGGAACGUCGCAAGUGGAUCCACUGUUUCGAGAGCGUCACUUCUAUCAUGUUCCUCGUCGCGCUGUCGGAGUAUGACCAAGUGCUCGUCGAAUCCGAUAAUGAGGUUAGUUCCAUGUCACUGUGCAUGACUACGCAGCCGUGCGUGCGCUCACCUCCUAGCCCACAUCUAAUCCAUGUCCAUUAAUUCUCCCUAUGUUUCUGCCAUCACGCUGCUUCUCAUAGAACCGAAUGGAGGAGAGCAAGGCCCUGUUUCGGACAAUCAUCACAUAUCCCUGGUUUCAGGAGUCGUCCGUGAUCCUAUUCUUGAACAAGAAAGAUCUCCUCGAGGAGAAGGUUCUCUACUCUCACCUUGUAGACUACUUUCCCGAGUUUGACGGUAGGUUCUCCUGCUAGCUUGCCCAAAGCGUCUUCUGAGUCUGGUAUUUUAUUGCGCUCAUAUCGCCUAGCAACCUGGUACCUCAAUUAAUGCGCUUAUUACUCAUUUGCAGUAGUAAUUGACUCGAAGAAGGGCAUGCAUAUUUCGAGAAAAACGGAUUUGACGUCCUAAAACAACAUCCGACGGCUUCUCAACUACCGCCACAUAGCUUAAAUUUGGGAAAAUGAGAUUGCCGAAAGCAAACUAACUCGAAGGAAGAAGGCCAGGUCACUUGUUUGGAUAUGGGGACUUUUUCCGUGACCAUAGGUGGCAGCGCACUGCGUGUGCUCGGGGGGGGGGGAUGCAGACAAGUGUCCCUCGGUAUCUCUCGGUGUUGCACAUUUUUGUAUUGACAUGACCUGCAAAGGUGUACGGUAGGGGGCGCCCGCUCCUCUGAAAACACGACAAUUAUCUGCCACGUUCGCAUCAGCGGAUUAGAUGUUGCUUAAUUUCUCAGGUGAGGAUGAGGCUAGUAUGUACUGCCUGUCCGCGGUUCGGUGAAUCCAGGACCUGCUUAGCCUCUCUGCUGACCCUCGCAGUAAGCACUCAACCACGUAAACUCAUCUGCCUCCCGGGGAGGGGGACGCACCGCGCCCCAGCACCGUUAAUGAUCACCCAAGGCGAGCAAAGCCAUCGUCUCCCAGCUGUGCCCGGGACCGGGUUGCACCACGAACAGCCCUGGUGGAGAGGAGCACAACAACGAUACUGUGUACCACUUGUCAGUCAGCGUGUGUCGACCCUUAGCCGGCGCCCACCGCUUUUGUAUAUCUAAGCAACGUCAUGCCGACUCAAACGGACCACUUAGAGUAGGUGGCUUGGACUGCACGCCAUAGGUCAAAGACGGUCUGCCUUAUACCGCCCAUUGUUGUACAUCAGUUAUCGAUGAAGAGGGGACGGUGGUGGGUUCCGUCCGCCUCCCGCCUCAUCUGCCAAUCUACAAUUUUUUUUUUGCCAGACGGGGACAUGUAUUAUCACUAGUACUGCUCUUUUCAGUGCCUAUCCACGCUUUCGACUUUGUUUACUUAUGCCCUCCCCCGCCUCUCCUUCCCCCGUUAACCAAGGUCCCCAGCGAGACGCCAAAGCUGCCCGGGACUUCAUACUGAAGAUGUUUGUCGAACUGAACCCGGAUCCCGAGAAGGUGAUCUACUCUCAUAUUACUUGUGCAACUGACACGGAGAAUAUUCGUUUCGUGUUUGCCGCUGUGAAGGACACUAUUUUGCAGCUAAACCUUAAGGAGUACAAUCUUGUCUGA